UUAGUAGCAUAGAUGCUUGUCCUAUAAUAAAAAUUCUUACAUUCAUGGGGUGCCAGACAUGAAAUGAAUGGCAUUAUUGGAUGGGUCUUUGUGCAAUCCGUCUGCAACUGAAUCUUAGUGUUGUGACAAAAAAGAAACUAAGGAUAGGACUUUUUGGCAAUUGGGAUCCCACUGGCACCGAUGAAUUCCAUCUUUACAACCAAGCAGCGUCUCAACCGGCCCUCUGUUCCAUGUUCGUCACCCUUUAUACGCGGUUUUAAACUUUUAGGUCAUACAAUACGUUGCUAUUUUCAUUGUCUAUGCCUUUUGUCUGGGGCAUUAUUGUAAAAAAUAUCUUACUUUUUGAUCCAACUUGGAAUCAAAUCAUUUUCUUGGACCAGUAAAAAUUUUAGUCUGACUUUAGUACGGUUAUUAUAAAAAGGAAAAAAAAAAGAAUGAAAAACAUUGCACCACAAGUAACAGAAUGAACGUCAUGUUAACUAUUCUUCUAUUAAUCGUUUUAAUGAAGAGAUUAUAUAGCAUUUAGUUAUGUUUUAUUACUUAAAUUAGUUGUGCAAAAAGUGAUUGUCGAUUACAAAUGAUUAGAAUUAUUACAAAUAAAAAGGGAAAUAUUUUUCUUCAUUUUGUCCUUGUCACUUAACAAAUGGAGGCUCGGCACCCAUUCUUAUAGUGAAAAAUAAUGUCAAUUCAGCUUGUACUAGUUGGGAAUAAAAUAAUAUACUUCAGUUGUUACCAAAUGACUUAACACAAGAACACAAUCUCGAUGGUUGAUGCACUUGUGUAUUUUAAUUUCUGCAAAUAUUGUCCCGCUUCUAUAUUCUUCUUCACGGUAAUAUUUAUUUUUUAAAAUAUAAAAAAGAGCUUAAAAUAUUGCAAAAAAGACAAACAACAUAAGUUGCACAGACAAAGAAGGCUUUGUUUCAUACAGUCAGUGGCUUCUGAGAGCCUGAUAGAUCAAACAAAGACAAAGCUGCCAUUGAAGAAUUCCAUUUUGCAGUUUGGCAACUUGGAUCAGUUGGAAAUGCUUAUUGGAUAAGAUAGACUUAAAGACAGCUGCAGGAGGCAUCCAUAACAUUUAGAAUUUAAGCUCCAGUUGAGAGUAAACAGCACGAGACUGCCCAUUUAGGUUGAAGGUUUUUUAUAAUCAGAUGAUUCUUGACAGAUGUUUUGGAAGCAUGCUUCUGGUUCUAAUUAGCAUGUUUGCCAAUGUGUUAGGUGCAUUCAUUGGGAUAAACAUAGGUACUGAUGUUUCCAGCAUGCCGUCAGCUUCAGACGUGGUUGCUAUUGUCAAAGGCCAUCAAAUUACUCACAUACGACUUUAUGAUGCUGACUCUCACAUGCUGAAAGCCCUUGCAGACAGCGCGAUUGAAGUUACAGUUGGCGUGACAAAUGAGGAAGUCCUAGGAAUUGGAGAAUCCGCAUCAGCAGCAGCAGCCUGGAUCAACAAAAAUGUCGCAUCCUACGUGCCUUCAACCAACAUUACAGCCAUUGCUGUUGGGAGUGAGGUUCUCACCUCAAUCCCUCAUGCUGCCCCAGUUUUAGUUACUGCUAUGAAUAACCUCCACAAAGCACUUGUGGCUUCUAAUCUGAAUUUUCAGGUUAAAGUUUCAAGCCCCCAAUCCAUGGACAUCAUUCCCAAGCCUUUCCCCCCCUCUACUGCUGCCUUUAACUCCUCAUCAAACUCUACAAUAUACCAGCUUCUUCAGUUUUUGAAGAACACUAACUCCUAUUACAUGUUAAAUGCUUAUCCAUAUUAUGGUUACACUAAUGGAAAUGGCAUUUUUCCAAUUGAUUAUGCUCUUUUCAAACCUCUCCCCUCUGUCAAACAAAUUGUUGACCCAAACACUCUCUUCCACUAUAACAGCAUGUUUGAUGCGAUGGUUGAUGCAACCUAUUAUUCUAUGGGCGCUCUCAAUUUUUCUGGGAUCCCUAUUGUUGUCACAGAAACAGGAUGGCCUUGGCAAGGUGGAUCCGAUGAACCUGACGCCACUGUGGAAAAUGCUGAGACCUUCAUUAAUAAUUUGAUCCGGCGAGUUUCCAAUAAUUCAGGUCCACCAAAUCAACCGGCUUUUCCCAUCAACACAUACAUUUAUGAAUUGUUUAAUGAGGACAAGAGACCUGGGCCUGUCUCCGAGAAAAACUGGGGGGUGCUUUUUAUGAAUGGUACUGCCAUUUUUCCUUUGAGUUUGAGUGUUUCUAGUCAGAUUACAGGAAAUUCUACUACAGUUUUCUGUGUGGCAAAAGACGACAGUAGUGAAGAUAAAUUGCAAGAUGGGCUCAACUGGGCAUGUGGGCAAGGCCAGGCCAAUUGCAGUGCUAUACGAUCAGGGGAGCCAUGUUAUCUCCCAAAUAACAUCAAGAACCAUGCAUCUUAUGCUUACAAUGAUUAUUAUCAAAAAAUGCGUAGUGUUGGUGGGACAUGUGAUUUUGAUGGGACAGCCACAACUACCAUUAAUGAUCCAAGUUAUGGUUUCUGUAUAUUUACAGGAAGUUCUAAUUCAAGCACGGGUGGAGGGAUUUCGCCUCCUGUAGCAUUCGGUCCUAUAAGUCCUUUUGGAGAGAGUACAAAGCUUCCUGUAUCCAAGAUUCAGUUUCUAAUCUCAGCAGCUUGUCUUGCUGUAAUCUUGCUAUAACAAUGGAUUUACACCUUGUUGCCCGGCUUAGAGUAGUGCCGAAGAUCACAUUUAACAUAAGAUGAAGUAGAUUGUAAUGACAUCCACAGAGGCCAAUGAUAUGUGACGGUUGUUUUAAUCUUCAUGGUGGCGUUCGCAUGUUUAUCAUCCAUACGAAUUUUGCUUUAGUUUUGAGUUGGUUGAUCCUCUUGGAUACUCAGCGCCCACCUCUUUCGGCAAUCAGGUGCCUUGUGGGUUGCGCAGUAGCCAUUCUAGCCUUUAUUAUUAUUGUUUUUUUGGAACAUGAGUAAACUUGGAUUUGUUAGUUGACAAUGGAAAUGCAAUUCUUCCUACAAUCAGCCCUUAAAGUUAAGUUCCAUCUUUUGCUUUUCAGUCCUUUUAGUCUAUCAUUUUUACAUGUUUUUAAAGAUUUUGUUAAAUUUGAAAGUAAAUAUCAUAAUGCACUUGACUAUUGCACUCUA
Durio zibethinus is the source of this 3094-nucleotide messenger RNA. Its product is annotated as glucan endo-1,3-beta-glucosidase 4-like. Gene Ontology annotation, biological process: carbohydrate metabolic process. Gene Ontology annotation, molecular function: hydrolase activity, hydrolyzing O-glycosyl compounds. The record is from RefSeq and is a predicted model, not a curated record. NCBI's taxonomy places the organism in Eukaryota, Viridiplantae, Streptophyta, Magnoliopsida, Malvales, Malvaceae.